AGAUUUUUUCAUGACUGAAACCAUUAGCAUUCAGUAUCCGGAAGUGAGAACUUCAAAAAUAGUCUAGCUCAGUAAAAAUUAAAACCAAAUUUGGAUAGGAACCAAAAAGUAUCUACAGAAAAGUAACUGCAAAAUUAAUUUUAAAAAACAUACGACUUAAAAGCUUUUAAGUGCCAGUGGGAAAAAAAAGAUUAGAAAAUGAGUGGCAGCGGUGAUGGUAUUCCAUCAUUUAAGUGUGUGCUUAUUGGAGACGGUGGAACUGGGAAGACGACCUUUGUCAAGCGGCAUUCCACUGGAGAAUUUGAGAAGCGGUAUGUGGCCACUUUGGGCGUCGAAGUGCGUCCUCUUCUUUUCAACACCACACGCGGCUCCAUCCGCUUCAACGUGUGGGACACCGCCGGACAAGAGAAGUUUGGUGGACUUCGGGAUGGAUACUACAUUGAGGGGCAAUGUGCCAUUAUAAUGUUUGAUGUGACAUCUCGCAUCACCUACAAGAACGUGCCCAACUGGUAUCGCGAUCUGGUGCGGGUGUGCGAUUCUGUACCGAUUGUACUUUGCGGAAAUAAGGUGGACAUAAAGGACCGGAAGGUGAAGGCCAAGGCCAUUACAUUCCACAGGCAGAAGAAUUUGCAGUACUACGACAUUUCCGCCAAGUCCAAUUACAACUUUGAGAAACCGUUUCUUUGGUUGGCGCGAAAGUUAGUUGGUGAUCCUCUUUUGGAGUUCGUUGUGAUGCCAGCACUCCUACCCCCCGAAAUCCACAUGGGGCCCGAGUUGCUGGCUCAGGUGGAGCGGGACUUGGUCGAAGCUAAGGCAACUGCCCUGCCGGAUGAUGACGACGACGACUUGUAAGCUUACAUACCCACUGGGAAAUCGAGGGAAAUUAAAAAAAAAAAUUUGCAUCUGGAUAA
Molecule: messenger RNA, 911 nt
Organism: Drosophila ananassae
Lineage: Eukaryota; Metazoa; Arthropoda; Insecta; Diptera; Drosophilidae
Product: GTP-binding nuclear protein Ran
Exons: 2
Coding region: 199-852 (217 amino acids)
Biological process (GO): ribosomal subunit export from nucleus; protein import into nucleus
Cellular component (GO): cytoplasm; nucleus
Molecular function (GO): GTPase activity; GTP binding
Source: RefSeq, a predicted model, not a curated record